Molecule: messenger RNA, 1729 nt
Organism: Pseudomassariella vexata
Lineage: Eukaryota; Fungi; Ascomycota; Sordariomycetes; Amphisphaeriales; Pseudomassariaceae
Product: MFS transporter
Exons: 4
Coding region: 158-1729 (523 amino acids)
Biological process (GO): transmembrane transport
Cellular component (GO): membrane
Molecular function (GO): transmembrane transporter activity
Source: RefSeq, a predicted model, not a curated record
AUUCACUGAUAGUAAACGUAUCUUCAGAAUAUCCGGACUUAAUGAGAAGCUGAAGUUAUAUACAUCACUCGGCUCGCAUCUAGACCUUCAGCUUCAAUUCUCACCAUCGCCAUUGGCCAGUCUUCUUGCAUUUAACUCGACUUCAGACCCUUCUGCAAUGGCCGUCUCCGAAAAGGACGCGGGCAUGCCGUCCAGCGAAGACGCGGUGUACCCCGAGAUUGCGGACAGCAGUUCCAUCCCCAAGCAAAACGCAUUCCAACGCCUCCUUCACCGCACCAAUGACCUCGAUGAUCUAGGCCGAGACAUUCUGCAGCAAUCGCUGCAGUUUGACGAGGCGCAACUCGAGGCCGAUGCGAAGAAGGUCCGACGCAAACUGGAUUUCAUAGUUUUGCCGAUGGUAUAUGAUGACAACCACAUGCUGAGUUUCCUCGACAAGCAGACGCUCAACUACUCCCUUCCCUAUGGUCUCAGAGCCGAUACCCAUAUGACGCUCGGCGACUACUCAUGGGUCGCUUCGGCUCUUUAUUUUGGCUGGAUCGUCGCGGCAUGGCCCUGGAAUAUAGCUCUCCAGCGGUUCCCUAUCGCCAAGCUCAUCGGCGGCAUGCUAUUCGUCUGGGGCAUGCUGUGUAUGCUACAAGCGGCCGUCUUCAACUUUUCCGGAUUCUUCGCCAUCCGAUUCUUCCUCGGCAUGAUGGAGGCUUGCAUUUCGCCUGCCUGGGUCCUCCUGACUUCAAUGUUGUGGACACGCGAUGAACAGAGCAUGCGGACUUCCAUCUGGCUCUCGACCAAUGGCAUCUCGAGUAUCCUCGGAUCCCUGCUUUCGUACGGCUCGGGACAGGCUGUGGGACUCAAGAUUCCAAAUUGGAAGCUGAUUUAUCUUAUCGUCGGCGCCCUAACCUUCCUCUGGGGAUUAGUAAUUAUCACCUACCUCCCCGACGGCCCCCACAACGCCCGCAUGCUCACCCCCCACGAGCGCAUGGUGGCCGUCUGGCGCGUCUCCAAGAACCAGAUCGGUCUCAAGCACGGCACACUGAAACCCUAUCAAAUCAGAGAAGCCCUGCUCGAUGGAAAGUGCUAUCUUCUGUACGCGAGCGGUAUCGCCGUGGGUAUUCUCAACGGCGGCGUUGCCAACUUCUUGUCUGCCAUUAUCCAGGGUUUCGGCUACGAUGCCCUGCGGACGUCGCUUAUGCAGGCACCUGGUGGUGCCUUUGAGAUCGUGGCAUGUGUCUUCUUUGGCUGGGUCUCGCAGCGAUCGAAGAUGGUCGGGCCGGCUAUCAUUCUGGGGUGUAUACCGGGCAUGGCGGGGUUGAUUGGGAUUUUGAAAAUUCCAAUCGAGAAUCGGCUAGCACUGACAGCGUGUUGCUGGCUGCAGAAUUGUUUAGGGCCGUGUGUUGUGCUCAAUUGGACGGUGCCUGGCCUUAAUGUCUCGGGGCACACAAAGCGGACAGCCGUCAUGGGGACAUAUUUCGUUAUGUAUAUUGCUGGUAACAUCGCGGGGCCGCAUUUGUUUCUUGACGCUGAGGUGCCCAGGUAUCCUACAGCCAUAAAGGGGUUAUGUGGGAGUUAUGGCGCUUUGAUGGUGUUGCAGGGGUUGUAUAUGCUGUGGUGCUGGAUUGAAAAUAGGAGGAGGGAUCGGGCGAAUGAGCAUGUUCACGGCGAUCAGAAGUUGAUUGAGGGGUAUGAAGAUAUGACGGAUAAGGAGAACAAGCAUUUCAGGUAUAGGCUCUGA